AUGACUUCCUCAAGUCGGCCAAAAGUACCACCAAAGCCCAAGAAUCUUAAGGCAUCUCCAAUCCACGAUCCUCAGAAUACGCAGGCAGAAAAAUCCCCACGAACUGCAUUUGUUGGCCCAGGGUCUGAGACUAUACUGCCUGAUUCCACCCCAGAGGAGCGGCCACCUUUGCCAGAAAGGCCCCGCGUCCCAGCAACUGAAACGAUUUCGGAGAAUCCGCCUCGAGUAUUCGGUAUUCCAGUUGUCACCUUACCCCCGGGUUUUCCACAGGCAAACGAAAACAUAUCGUCAGCAAAAUCAGACCCCCCCACAGCCUUCGCUGAAACCAAGGAUGACGUUGAUGAUUUGUUUCGUAAAUCACUCGGGCGGAAAGACCUGUGCUCCAAGUGCCGCUCGCUUCCUGUGGAGAAGUGCGAUGGGAAUCCCCUGGGAGAGGCGGAUGAGAAUGAGGUGCACUGGGCAACACCAUUGUCUCGAAUCAUUUUCCAUGCAGAUUGGUGUCGAAUGUGUCAACUAUUACUCUCUAUGCUUGUUCGCCCUGAAUUUGACCCUUUCAAACACCCCGAAGUUGCACCAUAUCUCCAGGAAAAACUUCAAGGAACCUCUAUGAGCCAGUGGGUCCAGCAGGGCUGGAAAUUUACGGAUAAGAACUGGCCAUUUGGGAGGAGCGAAUACCGUCAUGCUGGUGCCACACAUAUGCUUGGUCCCGCGCGAGACAUCCUUUGGGAUGUAAUACGCAGACCAGAGAUAAUACAUACAUUGUCCGCAGCUGUCAGGGUUGCUGCUACUGGAUCCUUAAAACCCCUUCAAAACACCAAGAGACGAGAAUUGAGUAGAAGCACUUAUGGAGAUGGACUGAAAGAGGGUAGGGAGGCGGCGACGAAAUACCCCCUAAGCUGUGCUCUUGAAAUUUCUAUAAUGACGAGAAAGCAUCCUGAGUUUCCAGGUUUGGUAUUCGCGAGCCUUGUCGGGUUUGGAAACCGUCCAGGGGGAGAUCCACAGAUACUGAGUCGGUUCCGUCUCCGCGUCACUAAUCCAGCAACAGAUCAGAUUCUCAAUACUAUGACAGGUCUAUCAUAUGGCAGAAUUCUUGACAAAAAUUGGAUCGACCCUUCCACCAUGAGACAGUGGCUCAUUCACUGUGAAAUGCAUCAUGGAGACCGGUGCAAAAAGCACGACUGGGGAAUCAUUAUGCAGCGGCCUCGAUUUUUGCGACUCAUUGACGUCCACAACCUUCGCCUUGUUGAGGUUCGUAAUCCUGCGAACCAUCGGUUUCUGGCUCUAUCCUAUGUAUGGGGGCAAUCCAACACCGUCAGACUCAAUUAUGCCAACAAAGAGGAAAUGAUGCAACUUCAAGGUCUUAGAAGAUUUCUUGAUUCUCUCCCACGAACUAUUGUGGACGCAAUGGAACUUGUCAGAGCUAUUGGUGAGAAUUUUCUAUGGGUCGACACUCUGUGUAUAUUGCAGGAUAAUACAUCGGAGGCUCGGGAGCAGAUUGCAACCAUGGAUCGAGUCUACGGAAGUGCCGUGCUCACUAUUGUUGCAGCUCAAGGUGCAGAUGCCAAUGUUGGGCUCCGUGGAAUUCAGAGGAAGUGGUAUCCUUCCGAGAAUACUAGUUUGCCACGUAAGAUCGCACAAGAGUCGGUUGAAAUAAAAAAUGGGACGCAUAUCAUUGCACCCUUUCCUUGUACUCAAGAUCUGACGAAGACAAUCUGGAAUUCAAGGGCAUGGACCUUCCAAGAAAAGCUCUUGUCCAAACGGUUUCUCAUUUUUUCCGGAGAUGAGGUUGUGUGGCACUGUCGGCAAAUGAUUUGCAGAGAGGAUAUGCACAACGGGGACUGUGGAUACAACACUGACCCUCUGGAAUGGUUAUCUUUAAAGCCUCAGUACUUCGGGGUUGAUAUUGAUAGACACUGGGUUGACGGAAGCUUGAAGAUCGAUAGGCACGGCAGAACACGGGUUGUUCGUUCGGGAACCUUUGCCGAGUACGCGAAAGCGGUUGAAAACUACACAUCACGCCAGACCACGUACAAUUCGGAUGCUAUCAGAGCUAUGGAAGGUCUGCUUCACAUCUUUCAACGAAGUUUCAAAUCCGAGUUCAUCUGUGGUCUGCCCGAAUCUCUACUAGACAUUGCUUUGCUGUGGAGAGCGACGAGGCAACUAAAGAGGCGCGAAGGGUUCCCUUCUUGGUCCUGGGCAGGCUGGGAAGGCCAAGUCACCUACAAUAAGCCAAUGGCAGUAGAAAGAGAUAAUGCUGGGAAUGUAAGGUCUGCCGAAAAGACAGAAUCUGGCGAAGAAGGCAUUCAGCCAUUACUGCGAUGGCACAUUUGCGAUGAGUCUCAACGAGAGGUGAAGCGCGUGGGUGACCAUGGGUGGGGGGUUCCGCUCAAACAGGGUGUCCCUCUAGAGUGGGAGGCAACACCCUACUACGCCGGUCAUCAAAGCGACCACAAAAGAUUUGAUCGACCAAUUCUAAUAUCUGAUCUGGAGCCCCGGCAGCUUUCUUAUCUAUCAAGCAGCAAAACCCCUCAUCUCGUCUUUCUCACAAGUUGUGUUGACACAUUUCAACUUGGCGACUACGUCCUUCAAAACGGUGAUUUAGAAAGACUCAAUUCGUUUGAUCCUCCAGAAACCUCCGACCAGCGACCGCUACGACUAUCCAUCACAGACUCAGAGUUGCAGUGGGUUGGUACCAUUCUUCUCGAUAGCAGUGGACCAGAAUGGAUUUAUAGAGGCCAACAUGAAUUCAUUCUGCUCUCCGAGGCUCAAUAUUUUGGCCUUGAUCAAGAGAAAUACGACGUUGGCGAAUUCCCCCUUUACUCAAUUAUGCUUGUGAAGCGUGAUAUUACUGGGAUUGGGAAGGGUCAAUAA
Molecule: messenger RNA, 2871 nt
Organism: Penicillium longicatenatum
Lineage: Eukaryota; Fungi; Ascomycota; Eurotiomycetes; Eurotiales; Aspergillaceae
Product: HET domain-containing protein
Exons: 4
Coding region: 1-2871 (956 amino acids)
Source: RefSeq, a predicted model, not a curated record